Molecule: messenger RNA, 921 nt
Organism: Paraphaeosphaeria sporulosa
Lineage: Eukaryota; Fungi; Ascomycota; Dothideomycetes; Pleosporales; Didymosphaeriaceae
Exons: 3
Coding region: 1-921 (306 amino acids)
Cellular component (GO): RAVE complex
Source: RefSeq, a predicted model, not a curated record
AUGUCUACUGCUGUCUGGCCGCCUAUCGACAAUGAUCAGCUAACCCGCGAACAGGCGGCUUCGCAGGCCCGCGAGCUGGAGUGGCUGCUUGUGCAGCUGCGCGACACGUUGCAGUCGCUGAAAGCUGGUAUCGAGGAAUGCGCAGCUCUUCUUGCACCGUCAGAGAGCGGCUCGACUUUGGUCCUGUCGUCCCUGCGCUCUGAGAGCCUGAAAGGUCUCGUUACGCGUGUGGGAACUCGCAUUGUCAAAGGCAAUGUGAAACUCCGGCUGGCAAGCCUGCCGCCGCCGCGCGGAGCAGCAUCGGUAGACCUGGCCAUCUCAUCUGCACCGCAAGCGCCAACGCUCGUGGUCCCCCAACUGACUGCGAUACGCACCGCGAUCAAUACAUGCCUCGACGUUAUCGACGUAACCACAUGGACCGGCGACGCGACGGAUGCCAAUUUCGUCGCUGGACAGCUGCGCCUACUGCACGAUCACAUCUCGGAAGCCCGCCAGGCGCUCAAGGGAUACUCAGAUACUCAGCCAGCGUGGUGGGAGAACCCACUCGAUGAGCACAUCUUUGAUCCGCCACUCCCUGCCAACGUCUCAUUCCAUCUAUACGUCUUCGACGCUGCCUUGGUGCUUGAAAUCCGCACGCUCGAGGAGCAAAGUGCUGCCGCCGACGAGGGUUACACUGGCUUCAACCUGCGGGAUCGCCUGUACGGCGCUCUUGGUGGAGCGCGUGCGCCCGCCCACGACGAGGCCGAUCAGGUCUUCGAAUUCCGCAAGAAGGAUGUGCGUGUGAAAGAGAAGAUUCGAGUUGAAACCCAGGACCCAGCUCUCAUUUCGGCUAUGGCGAAGCUGAAUGCGCUGGAACACAAUGUACUGCUGAGCCGCAAGGCUCUGCACAUCGUCAUGGGCAAGGAAGAGCAACUGGAAUGA